AUGCCGAACAAACUGAAUGCGCGCGCAGUUGUGGCGGGCGGCGGAAUCAUGGGCCUGUCCGUCGCCUAUCAUCUGGUCCGGCGUGGAGCGGCCGUCAUGCUCUUCGAAAAGGACUGGUGGGUUGUUGAAUUGAUGUUGUAGUAGGCUUGGGCUUAGUGGGAUUAUGCUUGGUAUGCUGAGGACUAGGUUUAGGAUUAGGCUUAGUAGGCUUAGGCUUAGUAGGUUUAGGCUUAGCAGGCUUAGGCUUAGUAGACAGGCUUAAUAGGCUUAGGCUUGGUAAGCUUGGCUUAAGCCUAAUAGGCUCAGGUUUAGUCAGCUUAGGCUUAGUAGGCUUAGACUUAGUAGGUUUAGGCUUAGCAGGCUUAGGCUUAGUAGACAGGCUUAAUAGGCUUAGGCUUGGUAAGCUUGGGCUUAGCAGGCUUAGGCUUAGUAGGCUUAGGCUUAGUAGGCUUAGGCUCAGUAGGCUUAGGCUUAGUAGGCUUAGGCUUAGUAGGCUUAGGCUUAGUAGGCUUAGGCUUAGUAGGCUUAGGCUUAGUAGGCUUACGCUUAGUAGGCUUACGCUUAGUAGGCUUAGGCUUAGUAGGCUUAGGCUUUGUAGGCUUAGGCUUUGUAGGCUUAGACUUAGUAGGCUUAGACUUGGUAGGCUUGGUUUAAGCCUAAUAGGCUAAGGUUUAGGCAGCUUAGGCAUAGUAGGCUUCGACGUAGUAAGCUUGGGCUUAAUUUGGCAUUUUUCAGUAUUGGAGCCCAUAGCGAGACCCACCCGACGAAUGUAGGCCUAGUCACCGCUCCAUACUUUUGGCCUGACGCUAUGGCUCAGCGAAUGGCUAGGAAGUCUCUUCAAUUGUACAGUCAGUUGGCCAAAGUCGCUGGAUUCCGUGAGUUUUUUGGUUUGUAAAGAAAGUUCUUGUUAUAUUAUGCUCUGGAAAGAAAGUUCUUGCCAUUUUAUCCUUUGUAAACAAAGUUCUUGCCAUUUUUUGGUCUGUAUAGAAAGUUCUUGCUAUUUUUGGCUAAAAACUUGAAUUGAAAAAAACUAUUUUAACUUUAAAAAUUCUAGGUUACGCACGCUGCGGCCGCGUUUACCUGGCGGGAAGCGACGAGGCCGAGGUUCAUAUCCGUCGAAUCCAUUCCCGCUCGCUAGUCCACGGCGACACGAACGAAAUCAUCGAUUGCCCUUCGGAAAUGCUAGCCAAAUGGCCCCUAAUCAACACCGAAGACCUUCGGCUAGCCCUGCAUUCGGUCGAGGACGUCAGCCUGGACAACAUGGGACUGUGUAGUGCAUUGGCGGACGCUGCUCGCGAGCACGGUGCUCAGAUAUACGAAAACUGUGAUGUGAAGAAGGUGAUGGUGGGCGAUGGACAGAAGGUUUACGCCGUCGACACGGACGAAGGCCUGGUCGAGACGGGGGUCUUUGUGAAUUGCGCUGGAAUCGUAGGUUUUGUCAUCAGCUGGGGGGGUUAUUUGAAAAUGGCUGUAUAAGUUUAGUAUUAUGGUUGGAUUUCUGUUAUGGUCAAUUUGGGUCGGUUUUUUGGUUAGAAAGGGGGAAUGCAGUAUAGGGUAGGGUGUGGUAGGGUAGAGUGAAGUGAUUUUGACUAUGACAGAGCCAGAAGGGCAAGGUGGAGCAAAAUAAUUUGCAUUAGGUAGGGCAGGAUAGGGUAUGGGGUAGGUUAGGGUACUGUAGAGUAAGGCAGUGUAGGGUAGGAUAGGGUUGGGUAAGGUAGGGUAGGGUAGCGUAGGGUAAAGUAGUUUUGGUUGAGGAGGAACAAAAAGGCAGGGUAGGGCAAACAGGUUUUGACGAGGUAGGAUAGGGUACUGUAGGGCAGGUUUGAAUACUGUAGGGUAGAGUAGCAUACGAUAGAAAGGGUAGGGUAGGGGAGAAUAUGAAUCAUAGGGUAGGGUCGGGUAGGAUAUUGUAGGAGGAGGCGGUUUUGGAUAGGGAAGGGGGGGGGGGGUAAUGUGGCUUUGGUUAAGAAGGGACGGGAAGGCCGGUUAGAGUGUGAUAAAGUGUUUUUAGGUAGGGUCAAGGUAAGGUAAACAAUUUUUUUGAAUUUGGAGGAGAAAGUUUAAAUUUUUAAAAAAAUGGGCGGGGUAAAGAAAAAACUUUUUGGGAGGGAUAUUGGUCAAUAUUGAAAUUUAAAAGAAAAUAAGUAAAAAGCUUUUAAAAUUAAUAAUUUUUUUGUGGGGUGUGGUAAAAAUUUUUUUUUGGAUAGAGCAAGGGGCGGAGUAUUUUUUUUGAGAUGGGAGGGGAAAAGAUGUAAGUAAAAAGUAAAAAAUGAUUUUUUCAAAAAUAUUUUAUUUAAAAUUUUUUUUUUGAUUUUGUCGCUAUUCUUUUUUCCGUCUCCACCGGGCAUUUGUCUAAAUAUCCCUUAAUAUUAUUAUUUUUUUGUAAAAUACGCCCAUAAAAUCCAUCUUUUAUUAAUUUUUAAUAAAGUACAACCUUUAGCAUUCCAAUAUGAUAAGCGUGACCUCAGUGCCGGAACGUUGUGUCCGCGUCCCGGCCUGGCCGUGCACCUACACCAUGCUGACGGCCGAAAAGUUGCCCAGCUCGAAUGUGAAAGAGACCACGCCAGCCUUCGUGGACAUGGACCACUCCACCUUCAUCUACGCCAACGAGAAUCGAACCAUUUGUGGCGGGUUUGUGGAGUCCGAAAUUCAUGCCCUUAAGGUACCGCAUGGGAUGCAAAGGGAAUGGAGUCUGCCUAACCCGGACUGGGACAAGUUUCGUAAGUUUUUUUGAUUUUUUUUGAAAUUUCGAAGAUUUUUGGUGAUAAAUUGAAUUUCGGGGUGGAAAGAAACUUUUUGCGUUUUUACAAAUUUUGGGCUUGUAAAGAAAGUUCUUGCCAUUUUAUGCCCUUUAAAUAAAGUUCUUGCCAUUUUUUGCUUUGUAAAAAAAGUGAUUGCGGUUUUAAGCUUUGUAAAGAAAGUUCUUGCCAUUUUAAGCUUUGUAAAGAAAGUUCUUGCCAUUUUAAGCUUUGGAAAGAAAGUUCUUGCUAUUUUAAGCUUUGGAAAGAAAGUUAUUGCUAUUUUUUGUUUUGUAAAGAAAGUUCUUGCCAUUUUAAGCUUUGGAAAGAAAGUUAUUGCUAUUUUUUGUUUUGUAAAGAAAGUUCUUGCCAUUUUAAGCUUUGGAAAGAAAGUUAUUGCUAUUUUUUGUUUUGUAAAGAAAGUUAUUUCUGUUUUUUGUUGUGUAGAGAAAGUUCUUGCCAUUUUAUGCUUUGUAAAGAAAGUUCUUGCCAUUUUAAGCUUUGUAAAGAAAGUUUAUGUCAUUUUUUGUUUUUUUAAAAAGAUUUUUGUUAUUUCUGCGAUUUCAGACCCUAUCCUCAAAUCACUUUUGGAACGUUGCCCAACCCUAGCCAACGUGACCUCAGGCGAUCUGACAGCCGGUUGUGAAAUGUACUCCCCAGAUAUGUACCCAGUAAUUGGUGAAAGUGAACAAGUCAAAGGCUAUUUUGUAGCCAACGGCCUAAACGGCCAAGGUUUGGCCAUGGCCGGUGGCCUGGGUGAGAUCCUAGCCCAAUGGAUCAUGGACGGGUUCAGCUCGCUAACUCGAGACGUCUCCAAAUUUGACGUAACCCGCUUCUCCAGACAACACACCAACCCACAAUAUCUAUACGAAAGGGUGCCCGAGAUCGCGAGCAACACCUUCAAACCAUGCCACUACUCACAUCAAUGUCAUACAGCUAGGAAUUUGCGAAUGAGUCCGAUUUAUCAUCAUUUGAGGGGCAGAGGAGCGGUUUUCGGAGAGAUCAUGGGAUACGAACGACCGUUGUGGUUCGAAGAUAAUCAAGGUAAGGGGGGACAUCGGUGGAGAUGAUGUAAAAGAGUAUGGAGAUUCUAUUAGGGUAGUUUUAAAAAACAAUGAUUUUUAUAAAAUACGGUUUUUGUUAGUUUUUUAUGGGAGGAAAAAGCAAGAAAAAAAGCAAAGUAGGGUCGAUAAAUUUUAAUUUUGUAACUUUUACAGUUACAGGCCAGACUGAAAAAUGAACGAAGGUAAUGUAAAAGACCAUCGGCUUUAAUUUGACAGUAGUUUCGAAAAAGUACAAAGCUUCAAAGUGUAUGUUUGAUGACUUUUUUUUUUGGAAAAAAGUUAAAUUUUUGGCGGAAGAAAAAUGAAAUUUUUUAAUUUUUACAGUUUAAGGCCAAACUAGAAAAUGAGUCUACUUGAUGUAAAAGACUAUGCGCUUUACUUUGACAGUAGUUUUGGAGAAGUGUGAAGUUUCAAAAUUUAUAUUUUUAACGUUUUUUCUGAAAAAAGUGAAAUAUUUGGUGAUUUUUUGAGAAAAAUCACGAAUAGAUCAAACAAAUUUAGAUUUAAAAAAUUUUACAAUCACAGGUCAGACUGGAAAAUGUGUGUAGAUGAUGUAAAAGAGUAACAGCUUUAAUUGAAAAAUGGUUAUGAGCAAUUUUAAUUUUGUAAAAUACGAAAUAUAUAUAUAUGGUUUUAAAGCGGUUUUUUAUGAAAAAAAAAUUUUUGUGAACAAUGCAAAAUCAAAAUGAGUGUAAAUAGUGAUUGGUAUUGUUAGAAAGAGCUGCGGCUUUAAUUUGAGGCUAAUUUUGAGUAAUUAGAUGUUUGUAAAAUACGUUUUUUUGAUAAAAACACUAGAAAAUUUUGAAAUUUGAAAGCUGUAGACCCACUAAAAACCGAAAAUUCAGAAGAAUCAGUAACAAACCAAGUCUACUGCGGUCAGGACAACAAUCUAGGCCAGCCGAUUUGGUUCCCACACGUGCGACGCGAGUACGAAGCGUGCCGCGAGCGCGUCGGCCUUAUCGACAUGACCAGCUUUUCCAAGUUCGACAUUCAAGGACCGGACGUGGUACCACUACUACAAAAAGUAUGUAGCGCCAACAUCGACAAACCGAUUGGUACGACGAUCUACACGGGCAUGCAAACGGAGAACGGUGGAUACGUGACGGACUGCACGCUGAGCAGGGUGGAUGAGAAUAAGUAAGUCUGGUGGGGAGGGGGGGGGGUGGUAGGUAGGGUAACGUAAAAGCAGUUUUAAGACCUAUGAAAUCAAGCUUGAAUAAUAAUGAAGUCAAAAUUAGCACUUUGCAAGUUUUCGUGGUGGGACCUAAAAUUUAUUGAUAGUGUAAAAACGAGCUUUAAUUACUGUAAAAGUUACUGUUUAGACUUUAACCAACCUUAAAUUUUAAUAUUUUAUUUGAUUUUACAACAUAUUUGCAAAUUGAAAGUUUUCGUGGUGGGACCCUUUACUUCUUUACUUGAUCAACCAAUGUUAAUAUAAUUUGAUGUUUCAGGUUCUUUCUAGUCGCUCCAUCAGUACAACAAGUCCGUUGCCCUGCCUGGAUCAACAAAUGGAUCAAGGAAAUGAAGGUGAACGCUCAUAUUCAAGAUGUCACCGGUCUGUAUACCGCGUUGGAUGUGGUUGGGCCGGCUUCAAGACAGUUGAUGUACGACCUGACUGGCAAGGACAUGUCUACCUCAAACUUUCCUUCAUUCACUUGUAAAGUAAGUUUCUUCCAACAAUUUUACUACAGUAAUUUUUUACAGUACUCAUUUACAGUAUCCCUUUACAGUACACCCUUACUGUACCUUAUGAUACACCUUUCAGGAGAUGAACAUAGGAAUGGCGGCCGGAAUCCGUGCCAUCUCAGUAACACAUUGUGGCGAACUGGGCUGGAUGUUGUACAUACCGAAUGAGGUGGCCCAGAACGUGUACGAGAAGAUCGUAGAGGCCGGCGCCGAGUACAGUAUGCUUCACGCCGGCUACUACGCCCUAAGGCACCUGAGAAUCGAAAAAUUCUACGUAUACUGGGGACAGGACAUCAAUGCGACAGUAACGCCAGGAGAAUGCGGCCGAAUGUUCAGGGUUGAUUUUGGGGUGGGUUAAAAUUAAAUUCCCUUAGGGGGUGGUUUUUGAAAAAAAAAUUAAAAAUUUUUUUUUAAAUUUUAAAAAUUUUUCAGAAAGACUUUGUCGGCCGAGAAGCCCUCCUAAAACAGAACGAUGAACCGGUGAACAAACGUUUCGUCCAAUUACUGGUCGAUCGGCACGAUUCCGAAACCGACCCCUGGCCCCAGGGUGACGAGCCCAUCUACAAGGACGGCCGAUUGUGCGGCUGGACUACGUCGGCCGCCUACGGCUUCACACUGGGCUCACAAGUAAGUUUCGAGUUCAAAUUUUGAAAUGAAUGGCAUUUUAAAGAUUUUGAAAAUUUAAAUUUGAAUUUCGCGCCAAAAAUAUUUUUCUUGGCAUUGUGCUUCAAGUCAAUUUAUAGCCUUAUAUGGCCGUAAAAAGGUGAAAUAACUUUAAAAUUUUCAAAAAUCUCAAUUUUUAGGUAUGCAUCGGCUAUCUGAAGCACCGCGACGGCAUCACCCAGGACUUUGUGAACAGCGGCGUCUUCGAAAUCGACAUAGCCACGAAACGAUUCCCGAUUCGAAUCAACCUACACAGCCCCUCACUACCUAUGGUUUCAUCCGAACAUCCCGUCCACUACAGGCCAACACAAGAAUAUAACCCACAGUAA
Bursaphelenchus okinawaensis is the source of this 6480-nucleotide messenger RNA. Lineage: Eukaryota; Metazoa; Nematoda; Chromadorea; Rhabditida; Aphelenchoididae. The record is from the annotation of a GenBank genome assembly.